CAUUCCGCACAGCAUUUGAAGCACGAUGACACCUCCGAACUUGGCUUUGUAUUUCACAGGUCUGUUUGUGGCGAAUAUGGCUCACAUGACAACUUCCAAACAGUCUUCAUUACAUUUUUACUCACCUAAUGUUGGGGAAAGUGUGACUUUGCCAUGCGUCUGUGACAAUGAUGCAAUGGCGAUGAUGUAUCACUGGUAUAAGCAAACUCUGGGACAGAAACCACAGCUGAUGUCUACGUACUAUAGGCAUAAUGAUAUUGGAACCUUUCAAGAUGAAUUCAACAACAAUCCACGCUUCUCAUUGUACAAAGUAAAUGAUAAAUAUCACUUGAAGGUUUCAGAUCUGCAAAUUUCAGACUCAGCGACUUACUACUGCGUAUGGAGCAACUUAUAUGACUUUGAAUUUUGUGAGGGCAAUACAGUCAGCGUAAAAGGUUCAGGUUUAAACGUCCCAGCUACGGUCCAUCAGUCUUCAUCUGAGACUAUCCAGCCAAGAGGCUCUGUGACUCUCAACUGUACAGUACAUACUGGGACCUGUGAUGGAGAACACAGUGUUUACUGGUUCAAGAACUCUGAAGAAUCUCAGCCAGGACUCAUUUACACCCAUGGAGGCUGGACUGAUCAGUGUGAGAGGAAACCCAACACACAAACACACACCUGUGUCUACAACCUGCCGAUGAAGAGUCUGAAUCUUUCUCAUGAGACCUACUACUGUGCUGUUGCCUCAUGUGGACACAUUCUGUUUGGAGACGGGACCAAGCUGGACUUGGAAGAUGAGGUGGACUCUCCUGUCUGGGUUUAUUUCUUGAGUGCAGCUUUAGCAUUCACCACCAUCCUGAGUGUUUUACUGGCUUUCUCAGUGUACAAGGUGAACAAAAGAAGCUGCCAAUCAAGCCUGUCUGAGAAUAUAGUUCCCAGUUUGUUUACUUUACGCGAAGACGCAGACAACCUUCAUUACGCUGCUUUAAGGGAUCACAGCGGCAACACAUCAAGAAGACAGAGGGACAGCACCAUGACUGAAUGCGUGUACUCCAGUGUAAAGCAGUAG
Perca flavescens (yellow perch) is the source of this 1048-nucleotide messenger RNA. RefSeq lists its product as uncharacterized. Lineage: Eukaryota; Metazoa; Chordata; Actinopteri; Perciformes; Percidae. Gene Ontology annotation, biological process: response to bacterium. The record is from RefSeq and is a predicted model, not a curated record. The transcript has 5 exons. The coding region runs from base 26 to 1048 and encodes 340 amino acids.